Messenger RNA from Ictalurus punctatus (channel catfish), 2265 nucleotides. RefSeq names its product lysophosphatidic acid receptor 6a (gene lpar6a). Gene Ontology annotation, molecular function: lysophosphatidic acid receptor activity. Gene Ontology annotation, cellular component: membrane. The record is from RefSeq and is a predicted model, not a curated record. Lineage: Eukaryota; Metazoa; Chordata; Actinopteri; Siluriformes; Ictaluridae. Gene Ontology annotation, biological process: positive regulation of Rho protein signal transduction; phospholipase C-activating G protein-coupled receptor signaling pathway. The coding region runs from base 429 to 1568 and encodes 379 amino acids. The transcript has 2 exons.
AGAGAGCAGAGAGAGAGAGGUGGGGCAGGAAAUAGUCGCUCUGAAGAGAAGUAGUGAAUUGCUUUUUCGUACACUCAGGGAGUAAUGCUGAGACACUGCGUUGGAUCCGUGCUGCGGAAGCGCAGCGUGUUGUAGUCCGCAGGUGAUUUCAGACUGUGUUUGCUUAAACAGGACCAGCUGUGUGAUUCCACAAAACAAAAGGGACUAUUUGAAGUGUUGGAAUAUUUCAAAACACACUAAGGAGUAACAGCUACUGGAUCACUUUGGAUAUACUAUAGUCAUUGAUUUUGGAUCAAUUUAAUGUUUAGUCUUCAGGAAGAUAUAUUUCACUUGACUUUGUUUUACCAUUGUUGACUUCUGGACCUGAGUGUUUCUCAUGGACUAAAUGAACCGUUAUAGAAAAGCUGUCUGAUCUGGAGAUUCUGAGGAUGCACAACAUCACCUUACAGAUGGAUUAUACAACUCCCCAGUGGGAAAGCUACCGCUCCAGCAACUGGAACAUUUCUAACAGCUUGGACCAGAAUAAUCAAGUGUGCGCCAAGAAUGACGGAUUCAAGUAUCCGCUGUACAGCACAGUGUUCAGCAUUGUCUUUGUGGUGGGACUCAUUAUGAAUGUAAUAGCCAUGUAUAUCUUUUCCUGCACGCUGAAAGUCCGCAAUGAAACCACCACCUAUAUGAUGAACCUGGUGGUGUCAGACCUGCUGUUUGUUCUCACGCUACCACUGCGGAUCUUUUAUUUCAUCCGACAGGAUUGGCCAUUCGGUGGUUUGCUGUGCAAGUUGUCAGUCUCCCUGUUUUACACAAAUAUGUAUGGCAGCAUCCUUUUCCUCACCUGCAUCAGUGUGGACCGGUUCCUGGCCAUUGUUUACCCUCUCCGUUCGCGGGAACUUCGGACCAAGCGCAAUGCUAAGAUAGUAUGCGUAGCAGUAUGGGUGCUGGUGCUCUCAGGUAGUCUACCAACAGGCUUCUUGCUGGACUCUACCCCUCGCCAAAGUAGCAACUCCUCUGCCCAGUUCUGCUUUGAGAACUUCUCCUCAAAGCAGUGGAAGUCUCAUCUAUCCAAGGUGGUGAUUUUCAUAGAGACUGUGGGUUUCCUCAUACCACUGCUGCUUAAUGUUGUCUGUUCUGCAAUGGUUCUUCAGACUCUGAGGAGGCCACAAGCAGUCAAGAGAGGUGGGAAGCUUAACAAGACAAAGAUCUUACGUAUGAUAAUGGUGCACCUUUUUAUCUUCUGCUUCUGUUUCAUUCCUUAUAAUGUCAACCUCGUGUUUUACUCACUGGUGCGCACCAAAACCUUGAAAGGAUGUGCAGCCGAAACUGUGGUCAGGACCAUUUAUCCAAUAGCCUUGUGCAUAGCUGUAACCAACUGUUGCUUUGACCCUAUCGUGUACUAUUUUACCUCAGAAACUAUUCAAAACUCCAUAAGGAGGAAGUCACAGAUGGGCGAAAACUGUAGCAUGAAGUACUCUGAAGCAUUGCAGUCAGAGACAAGUUCCAGCCUUAAUUUCAGCCUGAGGACCCUUACAAACAAGAUGUUCUUCAGUCCACUGCAAGAGUCCAUUGCAUGACUCUUUAAAUGGUUGGAUAUUUGGGACAAAUAUCUGCUCAGUUAAUGGACCGUUAAAAUUGUUGCACCAGUGUUCAGAAGAGUCUGUGUAAUUUUCUUUUAACAUAUCAGAUCAGUUUGUGGACUCUGCAACCCUGCAUGGUGCUUUUACACCCUGCAAAAUAUGCGUGAUGUCCAUAAAGGAUUGUGUGUGUAAAAACAUCCAUCUAUAAUAAAGUAUUUAGCUGCUGAAAAAGCUUCUUUUUUCCAGAUACAGCAACUGUAACGAGUUACAGGAUUACUUAAACUACAGACGUUAGUGCACUUACCUUUGUAAGUUGGUAAAUUAAUUAGCAUUUUACCAGUACACUUUAAUAGCGUUAACAUAUAUAUAUUAUAUAUGAAAACUGGCUUCAAGUCCCAAUCUGAGUUCUAGUCUGAAACUGAGCUGAAACUAGCACGACAGUUUUGGGAACAACAAAUUGACUAAAACUUGUUACUAUCAUUCCUGAUGGGGCUUUGAAUGAUUUAAAAAAUAAAUAAACAUUAAUGACAGGAACAUUAACAUCCUGAUGUGUCAUAGUGUCAAGUCUUUUUAUUUUUAGCACUUUAUGUUACAGUAUUAGUGUGCAUUGGCAUUAGCUCACAUUUUCAUAUGCACUGUUUUUGUUGUUGUUAUUGUUGUUGUGCAUAUGUUUAAUAAAAACAUUUCAAAUAAA